AUGAAAUUUAGCGGAACGUGCAGAUCUAGUUAUAUCGCCAUGGGCGACGUAGCGACGUCCUCUUCUGCCACAACAACAUCCACAGAUCGAGGCGGACGUGGACGUCGUCGAGGAUAUCGAGGAGGAAGGGGCGGCCGCGGCGGCGGUGGUGGUCGUUGUCAAGUUGAUUCCGUCUCUUCUGGAACUGAAGCACCUCUAUUGAAUGCGUCGACAGCUACAGAACGUAGGUCGAAUCAUCCACAGCCCUCUGAUCGUAGUGACGGACAGAAUGCUCCUGGAAAAGCGAUGCGGCCUCCAAAUAAUCGUAGAAAUUGGCCCCAACGAGGUCGUGGUGGCAUCUCAAUGGAUCCAUCUGCAAUGGUGCCCAAAAUAGUCCCACAACAAUUUCUGGAAGAAACUUCUGAUCGGCCACAGCAUCCUACGCGAGGUCGAGGAAGCGAUUCACACUGGUUACCUCGGCAGGGUGGCCGUGGAGGCGGUGCUCGCAUACAGCCAGGGCAUAACGACAUUAUCCUCAAUCCAUAUGCCCCUCCUUUCGUCCCAGCGCCGGGAUUUGUGAACAAUUUGACCACUCCACAGGAAGCUGUCUUCAACCAGAGGAGUUUCAAUGGUCGUGGGAAACAACGUCGAUCCUUCGCAACCAACCAAACUCCUGAAGACUUAAAGGAAGCAGUCAGUCAAAGAGUGCCAAAAGACUACACGCGUGGAAACCCGCAACAACACCGUAAUCCUCCGCUAUACGGUAUUUCUGGGGUUAACCGAACUCGAGGGAAUCGUGAUGGUCAAAACAAUAGAAAGCCAACGAGACCUCGAACAAGAAGAAUCCACGAUUAUGAGGACGACCAAGAGAAAUCUAUGAGAGAUAGACUUAUUCAACAGUUAGAAGACAAUUGUUAUGAAUGUGCAAUAUGUUGUCAGGUCAUUCAUGCGAGACAGGGAAUUUGGUCGUGUAAGACAUGCUAUCACAUGUUUCACAUCUCUGGAGGUUGUAUUAUUAACUGGGCGAAGAAGAGCAAGGAGGAGGACAAUAGAUGGCGGUGCCCUACAUGUCAAACCAAGUACGAAGCCAUUCCGUACAACUAUUUCUGCUUCUGUCGGAAACAAAUUAAUCCACCAUUUAGGCUAGGAGAAACACCACAUUCAUGUGGUAAUGUUUGCGGCGGCCAACGUGCUCCAGGCUGUCCACAUCCAUGCAACGAACCAUGUCAUCCCGGUCCAUGUCCCGAGUGCCCGGUGAUGCUUACGCGCAAAUGUAAUUGUGGUGCUGUCCAGAAAGCAGUUCGUUGUGGAUCCGCUGUUGAAGUGAAGUGUGAGAAAUUGUGCGACCGAGUACUUGCUUGUGGUGAACAUCGCUGUUCACGUGUAUGUCAUGAAGGUGACUGCAACCCGUGUGAAGUCACUGUGAAACAAAAUUGCUUCUGUGGUUUAUCAACGCGUGAAAUUCCAUGUUGGGAGAAAGGUGGGAAUGAAAAGUACUCUUGUGGUGAACCAUGCAGAGGGUUUUAUUCUUGUGGAAUCCACAGAUGUAUUCGCAGUUGUCAUUUGAUUGGGAAUGCUGGCUGUGGAUUGUGUCCGACUGCUCCGGAACGAAUCACGCAUUGUCCCUGCGGUCGUUGCACUUUAGUUGAGCUACGAAUUCAGAGGAAGUCAUGCCAAGACCCCAUUCCAACUUGUAGAAAUAUUUGUGGAAAAGUGUUGAAAUGUGGUAGUGCAGAAAAGAAACAUCGUUGUCGCGCUCUUUGCCAUACUGGCGAAUGUCCACCCUGUGAACUCAACACUUCCAUUGUUUGUCGCUGUAGACAGGUGAAACGUACCCUGCCCUGCAAAGAAUACGUACAGUUUGCAGAUGGCAAUGAAUUUUUAUGUGAGAAACGUUGUAAAAAGAGGAAAUCUUGCGGAAUUCACAAAUGUCAGGAGGUGUGUUGCGUUCAAACCGAACACCUGUGUCUCCAGAUUUGCAACAAACGCCUGUCUUGUGGCCUUCAUUUUUGCGAAAGCAUUUGUCAUGCAGGGCAAUGUCCAAGAUGUUUGAACUCAAGUUUCGAAGAGCAAUUCUGCCACUGCGGACGAACAAUGCGCCCUCCACCAAUACCAUGUGGAGCCCCGCUGCCUGAGUGCGAUGAACCAUGUGCUAGACCUCACCCGUGUAACCAUCCUGUAACCCAUAGGUGCCAUGGUGAAGAACGAUGCCCGCCAUGUACAGCUCUAGUGGAGAGAAUGUGUUAUGGAAAGCAUGAGAUACGAAAGAAUAUUCCUUGCCACAUUGACGCUGUGUCCUGUGGUCGACUUUGCGAAAAGCCGCUUGGCUGUGGUGUUCAUAAUUGCAACAGAAAUUGCCAUGCUGGCGACUGCAUGAGGGAAGGUGAGAAGUGCACUCGUCCAUGCAUGAUUCUGAGGCGACCCUGCGAACACCCAUGUUCAUUACCUUGCCACGGAACGACACCUUGUCCAGAAUCCGAAUGCCGUCAAAUGGUUAACGUAACCUGUGAAUGCGGCAAAAGAAAAAGUCAAAUGAAAUGCUCAGAGUUCGAGAAAAUGGUUGGGCGUCUUAGGGCCUUCGAGGCGGAGGACAGCGAAGGUGGCCAGAUUCCUGAGCCAGGAGUGGCUGCUUUGCGAAGAUCUGCGAGUAUGGAGAAAUUAAACUGCCUACCAUGUGAUGACGAGUGCAAGAAAAUUGCGCGAAACAAAAGGUUAGCAGAUGCUCUAGAACUCGUCACUGACGAAAAUGGCGAAUUAGAAAAGGAACCAACAAUCACAUACACUGAAUAUCUCAAGGCCGAAUUGCGCACCAAUGCUGCUUUCGUUCAAGAAGUCGAGACCGCGUUCGUUGAUCUUCUGGAGAGAUUAGGCGACCCAACAUAUCUUGGAUCCACGCUUAACUAUAACUUCCGUCCUAUGCCUGUUGAGAAAAGACGAUUUGUACACGAGUAUGCGACGUUCUUCUCCGUUGAUACUGUCGGUGUUGAUGAUCCACCAAAACGAAGUGUUAUUGCAACAGCAAAGAGAGGCAUCAGUCGCGCUCCGUUGGUAAUGCUGACUUGUCUGUUGAAAUACCCAGGAAUGUUGAAGUCACGUGGAUCAGUGACACUUAAAAGCAAAUUCUUCGAUGAAACCAAACGAGAGGAAGCCUCACAGGAAGAUGCAAGCGUGAAUUCCUCGAUGAAAGCAUUGCGAGGAGGUCGACAAUUUAAGAAAAGAGUUGCACCACAACUAACUCGUCCACCUCCACUUCCCCAAUUCAACCAUUUUGCGGCUCUGUGUAGCGACGAUGAAGACCAGGAAGUUAACGAACCACCAUCUCAACAGGUCCCGUCAAUCCAAGAAAAGGAUCCGAAUUGGUGGAGUGACGACGAGAAUGAGAGUGAUACCACCGACAACUGUGUCUCUGAAGUUGUUGGUCUGGUUGAGGAUCUGAUGCGUGAGGUUUGUAGGAUAGAAUCGUCCGGUAACAAAAUAAGAGAACUGGAUUCUAUGGAUUGCAAGGAUUCUUGGAGUGACGAUGAGUAG
Necator americanus (New World hookworm) is the source of this 3507-nucleotide messenger RNA. RefSeq lists its product as uncharacterized. The transcript is spliced from 24 exons. The coding region runs from base 1 to 3507 and encodes 1168 amino acids. Gene Ontology annotation, biological process: negative regulation of transcription by RNA polymerase II. Lineage: Eukaryota; Metazoa; Nematoda; Chromadorea; Rhabditida; Ancylostomatidae. The record is from RefSeq and is a predicted model, not a curated record. Gene Ontology annotation, molecular function: zinc ion binding; DNA-binding transcription factor activity, RNA polymerase II-specific; RNA polymerase II transcription regulatory region sequence-specific DNA binding. Gene Ontology annotation, cellular component: nucleus.